AUGAGUUUCACGUCCAGUCUUGUACACGACUUCGUCAAGCGACUGGAACACGGCCAGCCAACUGAAAACACCACCCGCCAUGCUGAGAUUCCCUGGUUCGACAUUGGUGACGCGUCGGACCGAGAGCUGCUUGUCACGCACAGCUCGCCAUGCGGCUUCACCUUGGGCACUGGUGCCUCCAUCUACACCGACGUGCUGAUUCCCGCCCUCACCGCCGCCCGGCGCGAGGUGAUUCUUGUGACUUGCUUCUGGGCCGGGUCAGCUACGCUCUCGGCCCUCCAUGACGCUCUCGUCAAGCUGGCCGCCCACCGGCGUGCGCUCCUCAACGACGCCAGGUCCAGGGGCACCACUCCCACCCCACCCUUGCGAGUUCGCGUCUGCUUUUCAUCACGGUCUCUACUGCAGAAGCUGCUGCAUCCACAGUCACGAGAUGGCUACAUCUACCCGCCGUCGUCGUGGCAAGCUGCCCUGGGCCUGCCAGACCCUGUUUUGUUGGAAAGCGCUGCUAUUCAGCUCCAGGCCAAAAGUCUCUUCCUCCUGCCCUUCAGCGUGAUGCACCCCAAGUUUGUCAUUGUAGACAGGCAGCGUGCCUUUAUCCCCAGCUGUAAUGUCAGCUGGGAGCCUUGGCUCGAGGGUUGCGUCGAGGUGACAGGGCCGGCGGUCAGCGGCCUCUUGUCGUUUUAUUCUCGGACCUGGGAGCCCGAGCACGGCGGUGUCCAGCCACCCCUAGAGCGGAACCACCUCCUCGAGCCACCGGCGUUCGAUGUCCGGAUGGCGGGGCUUGCCUUGGUUGCCAGCGCCGCCCACCGCCGCGCCGCCCUCCUCCCCGAAUCUCCGUCGCCUAUUCCAACUCUUCUGCUACCCUCGUCAUGUCACCGGAACCCACAUUUCCGUCCCUUUCCUUGGCAAAAGGACCCCAAACCCCCGGGCACGCCCCUCAACGUCGCACUACUUGCGCUUCUUGACGGGGCUCGGCGGUCCAUCUACGUGCAGACACCGAAUCUCACCUGUCAAGCGGUGCUCCGCGCUGUCUUGAGCGCUCUCCAGCGAGGAGUUGAUGUUGACAUUGUCACCAGCCGCAAUCUCAUGCUUCUGGAGCAGCUCGUGACGGCGGGCACCACAACUUCAUGGUGCCUUCGGUCUCUGCUGCGCCGGUUCCGGAAGUCGGAGCGUUCAAAGCCAGAGUCUCUCCCCGCCGAGAUGGAACUUGGCCAUGUCCCCCUUGGAAGGCUACGCAUCUCUUACUUCCGCCCCCGGCCGAGUCUCAAAAUGCGCACACAUACCAAAGAGGAAGAACCAGUGCACUCUCAUCUGAAGCUCAUCAUGGUGGAUGACAAGUAUACCGUGCUUGGUUCGGGCAAUCUAGACCGUGCAAGCUGGUACACAAGUCAAGAGCUGGGCAUACUCUUUGAUAGCACCGAUCUUGCCAACACCGUUGGCACUGAAGUCGACUGUGUGUUAGCGGACAGACUUGAGCUUGUUUUCGACUCGGCAGCACUUUGA
Molecule: messenger RNA, 1503 nt
Organism: Podospora anserina S mat+
Lineage: Eukaryota; Fungi; Ascomycota; Sordariomycetes; Sordariales; Podosporaceae
Exons: 1
Coding region: 1-1503 (500 amino acids)
Molecular function (GO): catalytic activity
Source: RefSeq, a predicted model, not a curated record